Colletotrichum costaricense is the source of this 2880-nucleotide messenger RNA. RefSeq lists its product as uncharacterized. The transcript has 4 exons. The coding region runs from base 1 to 2880 and encodes 959 amino acids. Lineage: Eukaryota; Fungi; Ascomycota; Sordariomycetes; Glomerellales; Glomerellaceae. The record is from RefSeq and is a predicted model, not a curated record.
AUGGCGGCCCCGCUGAAGAGACAUGGCAUCUUGGCGGCUUGUAUUCUACUACUUGCAUGCACAGCAUGGAUAUCCUCACGGUUUAACAGCAGCGCUGCUUUUGAGCGGCCAAUGCACUUCUCCAUCUUGACCCUCUUCGAGUCCGGUCUACUCAUUGCGAUAUGGUGCAGACAGAUCUCGCCCUGGAAAAGUGCAACCAGCAGCGGGUAUCAACUGGCAACCUUUUCAACCUCGAAAAAUGACUGGCGAAAACGACUCCAAGCUGGCAUCGAUGUCGCGCGCAACCCUCGGUUCUUGUUGUCGCCCUAUUUCUUCCUAGGAUGCGCUAUCGUACUGCGAUCGCUGCUCUUUUGGCGCACUAUCCGCACGAUUCACUGCUCUUGGGAGAGCUUCGAGGUAUUCCUCCCAGCUCUUGUCGUCCUUUACACAACGUUUUCUCCCUCCACCAUACGACUCCAACAACACAAUGGUGACCAAGCUCGAUCUCGACGCUGCUGUAAUGUUGCUCACUUGCGCUACUUCGUCAUCGCCAUCGCUUGGGCCUGCGCCACGAGGGCCACUCUCGCCCUGUCAACACAGUCGGCCGGCGCAAUAUGUCCAGCAGGCUUUCUUCGGUGGGAGAGACAGAUCCCCAUAGCCCAGGUCGUUACUGUCAUUUUGGAUGCGCUGCUGCUGUUUUACCUGUGGAAAUGGCGGCAGGACACUGUGGAUGAUGCACCGCAGGCUUGGGGAUUCGUGUCAAAACUCUUUCUAGGGUCCGCAGGUGUUCUGGCUUUGCUUGCCUGUUUCUCCCUCCAUAACGCUCGAAACACCCGUUGGGCGUUUGGACUUCACUUUGUCGAAAUCAGAGAUCUACUGACGGACAGCACAGUGGCGUCGCUGGGGCUGAUAUUGGGAUUUUAUGUCAUGAGUGACAUGCAUCCUAGCACGUUGGGCAUGAUUGUCACUGCUUCAGGCGUUUAUGCCCAUCAGCUCGUCCGCAUGCUGCAAACCGCGCUACCCAUGGACGGCUCUCUGCCCUACAUGAUAGCUAGUGGUCUUACGAUAGUCGGCGUCGGCCUCCUUUUGCGAUACGAGAAGGAUAUCGCCAGCGCUUCUGGAUCUUCGUCGGGAGAUCCACGGCUCAUUAGGUUUCUCUUGAUGUGGUACGUCGUCCUGGUUGGCGUCCUCUGCGGAACCUACCUUAUCUUUUACCCGGACUUUAACUCCACCGAUACUCUAUCCUUCCCUGAUCUUCUCUCUGCGGCCAAUACCAAAUCCGACGCCUGGAUCGCGAGAGCGAAUCAGAGCUCCACCCUCGAGGUCGCGGCGAAAGAAUAUCAACAGCGUUAUGGUGUGGCACCACCUCCCAACUUUGAUAAGUGGUACGAGUACGCUGUCGCCAACGGUUCGCCCAUCAUCGACGAUUUCAGCCAGAUAAACGACGAUUUACUCCCGUUUUGGGGCGUUGAGCCGAAGGUCCUGCGAGAUCGUACCAAGCAUUCCUUGGAGAUACCGUGGCUUGGCAUUGGAGGCAUUCGGAUUCGUGGGGGAAAGGUCAACGUGGCUCCCGGUACGCCUGGAUCCCACAUGUGGAUGAUGACCUCUAUGAAGAACAUGAUUGAGGACUUUGCCGAGCAUCUCCCCGACAUGGACCUUGCCAUCAACCUGAACGACGAGCCUCGCGUGGCGAUCCCUUUCGAAGACAUGUCUGAACUUCACGGCGUUGGCUUGGAAUCGAGGACGAAGCUCCUCAAUUCGGAUGAUCGAAAGACGUUUGACAGAUCCAAGUCAGCAGUUUGGGGUGACGACGAUGCUGUUAAGGGACCCGAGCAGCGGUCACCCUUCUUCGAAGACCGCAUCCGAGAUCAAAACUACUACGACUUUGUUGCUCCAACCUGUCCGCCUGACUCGGCCGCCCGGAACACGAGAUGGUGGAGCCGCAAAGAGGCGUGCCGUGGAUGUCUCCUGCCGCAUGCUAUCCGCGUCUUUGAGGCGCUCGAGAACCCCGUCGUCUCGAACUGGACCUCAGCUACAGACCUCUGCCACCAGCCGGACUUGGCAUACCUUCACGGAUUUCUAUUGUCUCCGGCGCCGGCCCUUUUCACCAGAGAUGCGUUUCCCGUGUUCAGUCAAAGCAGAACGUCGGGGUUUGCUGAUAUAUUGGUGCCUUCGCCUUGGAAUUACGAUGACAAGGCCGCGUACGAUGAGAAAGAGGACAUGGAAUGGAGUAAAAAGAAGAACACCAUGUUCUGGAGGGGGUCAUCGUCGGAUGGGUAUGCAGCCUGGGGCUCGUGGCAGGGUUUCCUCAGGGCUCGGUUCGUCCAAGCUGCAAAUUCGAUUAUGAGGGUUACCAAACUCCAACAGGAUGGUCGGACACUGGUCUUGGGACCGGAUGAUCUGCCAAAUUUUGAUGUUGGCUUCGUGAGCAGAUGGACCAAGUGUCACCGAGAGGACUGCCAAAGCGAAAAGGACACCUUCUGGGGCAUCGGCCAGGACUCACCCGACAAGUCCCAGGUCCCCUUCACCGACCAUUGGAAGUACGCACACCUGAUGGACCUCGACGGCGCGGGAUUCAGCGGGCGCUUCAUCCCCUUCCUCCGCAGCAAGAGUCUCGUAUACCGCUCCGGCCUCUUCCGGACUUGGUUCAACGAGAGGGUCCACGGGUGGCGUCACUACGUCCCGGUCGAUGUGCGACUCCACGAGCUGUGGGAUCUCCUUUCGUACUUUGGAAUUGACACGGAAGGCAAGAGGCGAGCAGAGGCCAUUGCGGAAGAAGGCAGGGCGUGGAGCCGCAAAGCGCUCCGGAGAGAAGACAUGCGUAUCUACAUGUUUCGGCUACUACUGGAAUGGGGACGACUUGUGGACGAUGAGCGAGAUCAACUUGGUUUUGCGGUUUGA